Debaryomyces tyrocola is the source of this 1023-nucleotide messenger RNA. The record is from the annotation of a GenBank genome assembly. NCBI's taxonomy places the organism in Eukaryota, Fungi, Ascomycota, Pichiomycetes, Serinales, Debaryomycetaceae.
AUGUUCAGUUCAUUACUACCCAAACCUAAAUACUCAUCACAUGAACCUUCGUCGAGAAUAAAAUUAAAGAAGGUUCGUCCUCAUGAAAAGUCGAAUCAGCUUGUGAAGUUGCCCGAAAAUAAGUCUGACAUAAAGGUAAUGGACAAUCCUAGUAACUCAGAAUCUACGAUCUCCCAAUUAUAUUUAAACCCAGAUGGAACUUUAAAUUACAACCUAACUAUUGCAUCCUCUAAUGGUAACUCAAGAAAAGUGCAAUCAUCAUAUGAAGAUACCAUACCACUAAAAGUAAAGUUCCCAAACUUGAAGCAUCAUUUCCCAAGAUACACAGUUGAAACAUGUCCGGAUGACUCAUUGAGAGAAUGUGUCGAAGAUACAAAAGCUGCGAUCAAUAAGAUGAUGAAUGAAAAGAUGGGAAUAGAUGAAAAGACUAACAAGAAAGACGAUGUGACAUACAUAAAGUAUACAAGUAAUAACUUAGUAAAAGAUCCAGAAGGAAGUGACGAUGAAAGAGGAAGGGAACGCAUUAUUCAAAUACGAAAUUAUCAAGAAGAUCCAAUGUUACCACCCAAGUUUAAAUUGCGGAAAAAUAGGCAUAAGAAUCCAUCACCACCUCCACCAUUGUUGAAAAGUAGUAAUAACGAACAAACUAGCAAAUUAACAAAAGAAGACCAAGCCAAGUGGCAAAUCCCAUCAGCUAUAUCCAAUUGGAAAAAUAAUCAGGGUUUUACGAUAUCAUUAGAUAAAAGGAUGGUGGCGGCUAAUGGAGGAUCAGAAUUAGCCACUAAUGAUGUAAAUUUAGAGAAGUUUGGUGAGUUAUCUGAAGCGUUGGAGAAUGCCGACAAACAAGCCAGAGAAGAAAUAAAAAUACGGAGCGAAAUGUUAAAACAAUUAGCCAUUAAGGAACAACAUGAAAAGGAGAAUAAAUUAAAGGAAUUGGCAGAUAUUGCCAGAAGUAAGAAAUUAAAUAACAAGAGACCGCCCAGUCGGGAUUAUGAUGAUGUCAAGAAAAAACCGAAAUAUUGA